This is a messenger RNA of Corticium candelabrum, 6582 nucleotides long. RefSeq names its product U5 small nuclear ribonucleoprotein 200 kDa helicase-like. NCBI's taxonomy places the organism in Eukaryota, Metazoa, Porifera, Homoscleromorpha, Homosclerophorida, Plakinidae. The coding region runs from base 49 to 6477 and encodes 2142 amino acids. The transcript has 38 exons. Gene Ontology annotation, molecular function: nucleic acid binding; ATP binding; ATP hydrolysis activity. The record is from RefSeq and is a predicted model, not a curated record.
CUCUUGUAGAACGCGCUGUGUGCGUAAGUAGCUUACAGCACUUCUACUAUGGCUGAUUUGUCGGCGAGACGUGUACAGUACGAAUACAAAGCGAAUUCUAACCUUGUGCUGCAAGUCGAUCGCUCUCUAAUCGAUCGUCCAGGCAGAGAUGAACCGACAGGCGAAGUGCAGACUCUGGUGGGGAAAAUGGUUGGAACCAAAAUGGGCGACAGGUCUCUGCGCAGCAGACCACCUGUUCCUAAAUUCGAAGAACAAGAGGCGAAGCGUGCCAAGAGAGAAUCCAGGAGCAGUGCAAGAGGAAGUGGUAGUGUUUUAGCCAAAGAUGUAGAUGAACUGAGUGGAAUUAACUAUCAACCAAAGACACGAGAAACUAGGUCCACAUAUGAAGUUCUUCUUAGUUUCAUUCAAGCUGCCAUUGGUGACCAACCAAGAGACAUCUUGUGUGGUGCUGCAGAUGAGGUUCUAGCAACUCUGAAAGAAGACAAACUGAAAGAGCGAGAUAAGAAAAAGGAAGUGGAAAGUCUUUUAGGGUCAAUGACCGAGGAGAGGUUUUCACUGCUAGUGAAUCUUGGAAGGAAAAUUACUGACUAUACGAGUGUAAAGGAGAGUGGAGGAGCGGGUGCUGAAGCAGAUAUUGAUGAGGAUUAUGGAGUGGCUGUUGUGUUUGAAGGAGAAGAUGAUGAGGCUCAGAAAGCUGAGUAUCGAGAAGAUAUUGGAGAAGAAGACUCGGCUGAUGAGGCAGAGGGAGAAGAGGCCGAUGACAAGCUCAUUCUUCAUACUGACUUAGACAGCAGCAAACUGGGAGGUCAUCGUGAAUCUGAUGAACUUCAUCCUCGAGCUAUUGAUGCGUACUACUUACAGCGAGAGCUUAAUAAGUUCUAUAAUGAUCACAUUGUAUCACAAAAGAAAGGAGAAGAAGUGUUGGACAUAUUGAAGGAUGCUGCUGAUGAUCGAGAUUGUGAGAACAAGCUUGUGUUGUUGCUGGGAUUUGACCAGUUUGCUUUCAUCAAGUUACUCAGGCAGAAUAGAAUGAAAGUUUUGUAUUGCACUCUUUUGGCUCGUGCUGAGAAUGCUGAGGAGAAACGGCAGCUAGAGGAGAAGAUGGCAGGAGAUGCUCAUCUGUUGCCAAUUCUUCAGGCUUUGAAUGUCAUGGAAUCUGAAGAUCUGGUACAGGAAGAGAGAGCUCGGAAAUCGUCUCAAAGGAAAAGCAAAGUAGAGUCAGGCCUGGAGGUUGAAGGGGAGGAGCAGCUAGAAACCAAAGGAGGAAGGAUAAAGAAGAUUCUUGAUUUGGAUGACUUGGUUUUUACUCAUGGAGGUCACUUUAUGGCAAACAAGAAAUGCACGCUACCAGAUGGCUCAUUUAGAAAGACACGUAAAGGUUAUGAGGAAGUUCAUGUUCCAGCACUCAAACCUAAGCCCUUUAGUGGUGAUGAAGCACUAAUGAAGAUAGAUGAUCUUCCAGAAUGGUGUCGACCAGCAUUUGGAAACUAUACUAGUCUGAACAGAAUACAGAGCCGACUUGCAGACACAGCUUUAGGAACAGAUGAAAACCUGUUGUUAUGUGCACCCACGGGUGCUGGUAAAACUAAUGUUGCUCUACUUACCAUUCUUCGUGAAAUUGGAAAGCAUUUGAAUGAGGAUGGAAGUGUUCAGCUGGAUGAUUUUAAAGUCAUUUAUGUUGCUCCUAUGCGGUCUCUGGUACAGGAAAUGGUUGGAAACUUUUCUAAAUGUUUAGGGCCAUUUGGAGUAAAGGUAAAUGAACUUACGGGAGACCAUCAACUCAAUCGUGAGCAAAUUGCAGAAACGCAAGUUAUUGUUUGUACUCCAGAGAAGUGGGACAUUAUUACAAGGAAGAGUGGAGACAGGACAUAUGCUCAGUUGGUUGGACUUGUCAUCAUAGAUGAGAUCCAUUUACUUCAUGAUGAUCGUGGUCCAGUUCUUGAGUGCAUUGUUGCUCGCACUCUUCGUCAUGUAGAGGCAACUCAGGAACCAGUUCGUCUUGUUGGUCUUUCUGCCACGCUGCCUAACUUUGAAGACGUUGCCACAUUCCUUCGUGUUGAUCCUUCCAAAGGCCUUUUCUUCUUUGACAACAGCUUCCGUCCUGUAGCACUAGAGCAGACGUAUGUGGGAAUUACAGAAAAGAAGGCAUUGAAGCGAUUCCAGGUCAUGAAUGAAGUUGUGUAUGAAAAAGUUAUCGAUCAUGCUGGAAAAAAUCAGGUGUUGGUUUUUGUGCAUUCUCGAAAGGAGACAGCAAAAACUGCUCGAGCAAUUCGUGACAUGUGCCUCGAUAGAGACACAAUUGGUCACUUUCUUCGUGAAGACUCUGCUAGUGCUGAGGUGUUGCGCUCAGAAGCAGAACAGACCAAGAAUCAAGAGCUGAAAGACCUUUUGCCGUAUGGUUUUGCUAUUCAUCAUGCUGGCAUGACAAGAGUUGAUCGAACGCUAGUGGAGGAUUUGUUUGCUGAUCGUCAUAUUCAGGUGUUGGUCUCUACGGCAACUCUGGCAUGGGGUGUGAACCUACCUGCCCACACAGUUACUAUUAAAGGCACUCAAGUCUACAGCCCUGAGAAGGGCAGAUGGGUGGAGUUAGGAGCUCUUGAUGUGCUACAGAUGUUUGGACGGGCUGGUCGUCCUCAGUAUGAUAGUCGCGGCGAAGGCAUUCUGAUUACCAGUCACUCUGAGUUGCAAUAUUAUCUUUCUUUGCUAAACCAACAGCUUCCCAUAGAGAGUCAGUUUGUCAAACGGCUGGCUGAUAAUUUGAAUGCUGAAAUCGUUCUGGGCACUGUCCAAAAUGUAAAAGAAGCGGCUCUGUGGCUUGGUUACACUUACCUAUACAUUAGAAUGUUGAGGUCUCCAACGAUGUAUGGAGUAUCAUAUGAUGAGUUGGAAUCAGAUCCUUUGCUGGAGCAGCGACGUGUGGAUCUCAUUCACACAGCAGCUGCUCUCUUAGACAAACACAGCAUGAUAAAAUACGACAAGAAGACUGGUAAUUUCCAGGUCACAGAACUUGGUCGCAUUGCCAGUCACUUCUAUUGUACCCAUGAGACCAUGGCUACCUACAAUAGUCUACUGAAACCAACGUUGAGUCAGAUCGAACUUUUUCGUGUCUUUUCACUCUCAUCUGAGUUCAAGUACAUUACUGUUCGUGAAGAGGAAAAACUAGAAUUGUCUAAGCUGUUAGAAAGAGUGCCGAUUCCAGUUAAAGAAAGCAUUGAAGAACCAAGUGCAAAAGUGAAUGUUCUCUUACAAGCAUAUAUUUCACAAUUGAAACUUGAAGGGUUUGCACUUGUAGCUGAUAUGGUAUAUGUCACUCAGUCUGCUGGUCGAUUGCUUCGUGCUAUUUAUGAAAUUGUUUUACAUCGAAGUUGGGCUCAGCUGACCGAUCGAACUCUGUCUCUUUGCAAGAUGGUCAACAAACGGAUGUGGUCAUCAAUGAGUCCAUUACGUCAGUUCAAGAGAAUGCCAAUGGAAGUUGUGAUAAGGUUGGAGAAGAAAGAAGAAUUUGCUUGGGAAAGGUUGUAUGAUCUCAAUCAUACAGAGAUUGGAGAGCUGAUUAAAAAUCCAAAAAUGGGCAAGACAAUUCACAGAUUUGUACAUCAGUUUCCAAAACUGGAAUUGACCACUCACAUACAGCCGAUAUCGAGAUCAUCUCUAAAAGUUGAACUGACUGUUACUCCCGACUUCCAGUGGGACGAGAAAGUGCAUGGUCAUUCACAAGGCUUUUGGAUCUUCGUGGAAGACGUUGAUAGCGAAGUGACUUUACAUCAUGAGUUCUUUUUGCUGAAGAGCAAGUAUGCCACAGAUGAGCAUACUCUUGAGUUCUUCGUUCCUGUUUUUGAUCCCCUACCGCCACAGUAUUUCAUUCGUGUUGUAUCUGACUCGUGGAUUGGUUCUGAAACACAGUUGCCUGUGUCAUUUCGACAUCUCAUCUUGCCAGAGAAGAAUCCUCCACCAACAGAGUUGCUUGAUCUUCAACCACUACCCAUGAGUGCGCUACGCAAUGAGACAUACGAGUCUCUCUACAAUGAACGUUUCCAAUUCUUUAACCCAAUACAAACGCAAGUGUUCAACAUGCUCUACAAUGGGGAUGAGAAUAUGCUAAUUGGAGCUCCUACUGGAAGUGGCAAAACUCUUUGCGCCGAGCUUGCCAUCAUGAGGCUUUUUAAUGAGAUGCCUGAAGGUCGCUGUGUGUAUGUGACUCCAUUACAGGAACUGGCUGAAGAGGUGUAUUCUGAUUGGGAGGUAAAGUUUGGUCGUCAUCUUGGCAAGCGAGUAGUCUUGCUGACUGGAGAGACAAGUGCUGACUUGAAGCUAAUUGCCAGAGGCAAUGUGAUUGUUGGGACUCCUGACAAAUGGGACAUUUUGUCAAGACGUUGGAAGCAAAGAAAAAAUGUUCAAAAUGUUAAUCUUUUUGUUGUCGAUGAAUGUCAUCUUAUCGGUGGUGCUGAUGGCCCGGUUAUUGAAGUUGUGUGUUCACGGAUGAGGUACAUUGCUUCACAGAUAGAGAAGCAAAUCAGAAUUGUGGCUCUCACUUCUCCGCUUGCGAAUGCAAAGGAUGUAGCUCAGUGGCUGGGUGCUGGAACUCACAACACUUUUAAUUUUCACCCAAAUGUGCGGCCAGUUCCACUAGAACUUCACAUUCAGGGUUUCAAUGUGAGUCAUGCUGCGUCUCGGCUUAUGGCCAUGGCAAAGCCUAUCUACCAUGCCAUUUGCAAGCAUUCGCCUCAAAAACCUGUAAUUGUCUUUGUUCCUUCUCGUAAACAGGCACGUCUCACUGCCAUUGAUUUGCUGACAUUUGCUGGUGCAGAGCGUCAGCCUCAAAGAUUUCUACAUUGCCCAGAAAGUGCAUUGACUGACCAUCUCCAUCUGAUUAAAGACAAGACUCUACGAGAGAUGAUUGUAAAUGGCGUGGUGUAUGCACAUGAAGGUUUGAGUGAUACAGAACUACAAGUUGUCCGACAGAUAUUUAAUUCUGGAGCUGCUCAGGUGGUGAUUGUUUCGAAAGGCUUGUGUUGGGCACUGGGUAUGUCUUCACAUCUAGUUGUUGUGAUGGACACUCAGGAAUACGAUGGCUGUGGGCACAGGUAUGUUGACUACCCUAUCACCGAUUUACUCAGGAUGAUAGGAUAUGCAGGCAGGCCUAUCCAUGAUGAUGAUGGCAAAUGUGUUGUUAUGUGUCAGAGCUCAAAGAAGGAUGUCUUCAAGAAGUUCCUGUUUGAGCCUCUUCCAGUUGAGUCUCACUUGGAUCACUACUUGCACGAUCAUUUUAAUGCUGAAAUCGUGACAAAGACAGUCGAGAACAAACAGGAUGCUGUGGAUUAUCUCACAUGGACACUAAUUUACAGACGAAUGACACAAAACCCAAACUACUACAAUCUUCAAGGGGUGACACAUCGCCACUUGUCUGACCAUAUGUCCGAACUUGUGGAGAACACUUUGGCUGAUCUCCAGCAAUCUAAAUGCAUCGCGAUUGAGGAUGAUAUUGAUGUUCAGCCUCUCAACUUGGGCAUGAUUGCUGCAUAUUAUUGCAUCAACUAUACAACCAUUGAACUUUUCAGUAUGUCACUUAAUGAAAAAACUAAGAUGAAGGGUUUGAUUGAGAUUAUCGCAUCUGCCUCUGAAUAUGAGACAAUCCCGCUGCGUCAUCAUGAAGCAGCCAUCUUAAAACAGCUGUCGUCAAGAGUUCCAUUGAAACUGCCGAGUGCUAGCAAGUUCAACGAUCCCCAUGUCAAGGCAAACUUGCUGCUGCAAGCUCACAUGUCUCGUAUGCAGCUGUCGGCAGAACUGCAGCAAGAUACAGAAAAGAUUCUUGCAAAGGCUCUUCGACUGAUCCAAGCAUGUGUAGAUGUCCUCAGCAGUAAUGGUUGGCUCAACCCUGCGAUGCAAGCAAUGGAAUUGGCACAGAUGGUUACUCAAGCAAUGUGGAGCAAAGAUUCACAUCUUAAACAGCUGCCGCACUUUUCGGCUGACGUUAUCAAGAGAUGUCAACAGAAGAGCAUCGAAACUGUGUUCGAUGUGAUGGACAUGGAGGAUGAUAGUCGUACCGAGCUGCUCCAAAUUAGCGAUUCUCAAAUGCAGGAUGUUGCUCGAUUUUGUAAUCACUAUCCAAACAUUGAGUUGAACUAUGAAGUUCUGGAAAAAGAUGAAAUUACAAGUGGUUCUGCUGUGGUUGUGGAAGUGUCUUUGGAAAGAGAAGACGAAGUUGCUGGUCCAGUCAUAGCUCCAUUUUUCCCACAGAAACGGGAAGAGGGCUGGUGGGUUGUCAUUGGAGAAGCACUCACCAACAGUUUGAUCUCCAUCAAGCGAGUUGUGUUGCAACAGAAGGCAACUGUGAAUCUCGAUUUUAUGGCUCCUGCUAUUGGUCAACAUAAUUAUAUGCUCUACUUUAUGUGUGAUUCAUAUAUGGGAUGUGACCAAGAAUACUCUUUCUCAAUCGACGUGAAGGAAGGAGAAGACAGUGACUCUGAUGAGGCGUGAGUUGUGUAAAACAGGAGCUCUGCCAACUGAACGUGUUGUAGACUUUGCCAAUGUACCUUAUGCAUCAGGCACCUGAUCCAGAAUAUGUCAUAGACAAACACCCUA